GCGACGAGUAUCCUACGUAUCCUACUUGCGAUCCUGUCACUACCACAGUCACUUCCACGACGACAGAGGUCUCUACGUGUUAUGUGACAGUCACGGCGCCUCCAACCACAUACACGACGACUGAUGAGGAGGUCACCACAACAACCACUACAGAGAUCAGGACAUCUGUAAGUGAUGCCGUCAGGUUGUUGCUCCAUUGCGCAUGUCAAUUGACUCACUUUCAAAACACUUCCAGUCCUAUCCCGUCACUGUCACCAUCUGCGCCACUGAUGGCUACCCAGCUCCGUACCCCACGGACGGCUACCCAACGGACUAUCCCGAGUCAGACUAUCCAGUCACUGACUACACGGAGAACGACACUCGUUGUGUCGUGUCCACAACCUGGGCGACAACCACAACCACUGCCACGGUUGUGGAGUCAUCGUCGACAACUACGACAACCACUACCACCACAACGGAACCUACAACGACCACCACCACAACUUCCGUUUCAGUCCCAACGACCACUACCACCACCACCACUGAGCCCACGACAACCACUACUACAACCACUCAGCCUACAACUACCACUGAGCCCACGACAACUACUACUACAACCACUCAGCCUACGACUACCACGGAGCCCACGACAACUACCACCACAACCACGGAGCCCACCACCACCACAACCACGCAGCCUACAACUACCACUCAGCCUACGACUACCACCACUACCACUACAGACACUGAUACGACUACCGCUACGACGCAGCUUCCUGGCUCAGUAACGACUCUUCCCGGAACGACGGCAACGUCCUUCGUCACUUUGCCGGGAUCAUUGACCACCAUUGUUUCUGCCACCACAGUGACUAUUCCCCCGACGACCAUAACCCAGCCACCGUCAACAGUGUACACGAGUAUCUGUCCCGCCCCAACAAACGAGCCCGGCUCAUUCCUUGCAAACACAUUCAAUGCGUCGUCGAACUUGGUCUUUGGCUGUGAACCCGGUUUUGUUUGUAACCAGCCUAAGCCUGCGGGCUGCGAGGUCUAUGCAGGCUUCCCUGCGAGAGACUUUGUCUGUCCGCCUCAGUACUGUGUACCGGCUCCUUACGUUCCCCUCAUCGAGUGGCCCGAGGGUGAGACUGGCUACAUCGAGUACGUGGAAGGAAUCUUCUACCUCGAUCCAAGGUCGUUCGGCCUCAGCUUCGAUAUUUUCGAGAAGGAGGUCAUUGUUACCACGACCCAGGAUGGUUACGGUUAUCCUUACGUGACUACCAUCACAACAGGCAACUGGGAGUCUCAGGCAAGCUUGUCAGACUGGCCCCAGACUCACAAUGGAAACUUCCGGCCAAAGCCCUCGCCUGCCGUUCACCUCGAGGAGCGCCACGCUCUGCUGAAGCGGCUCACGCUCCCCGCUGUCUGCUAUGAUACCUGCACGAUUGCCCUCAAUAUCGCGCAGCCCAUUGGUUUGGUACCACAGCUUUGCGCGGCCGGAUCUGGGUUCCUCACAGCUGUCGCCGACUGCAAUGUAUGCAUUGCAGCGAACACCGACACGGGUGAAGAGCCGCCGCGUGAUACGCUUGAUCUUGCGCUAGACGAGUACCUCGAUUUCUGCAAUGCGUCCCCUCCCGGAGGCACGCCCUCAUCAACUGGUCUGCCUGGCGGAACCAGCUCAACCUCUCAGACGAGCGGGACGGGAGCACCUCCCGCCAGCUCUUCGACAUUUGUCUCCAUCUCAAUCCCGCCCGUCACUUCAUCCUCCACUACCCCGCCACCGCCGCCUCCCACCUCGUCCUCGACUCCUACGCCUACAUCGAGUUCUACCACCACACCGUCGACACCACCUGCUGAGACUGUUCCCCCUUCCAGCAGCACAAGUUCUACCACAAGCCCUACGAGCUCUAGUGACAGCACUUCUUCUCAGCCCCCGACUGAUGGUCUCUCGGAUAGCUCAAGUACCUCAACGAGCUCGUCUAGCGAAUCCAGUGCCACUGACACCUCGACCGCAAGCUCCUCAAGCGAGUCCUCGUCGAGCGAGACGAGCGCAAGCUUUAGCGCUGCUGGUGUCGGGUCCAGCACAUCGUCAUCUGGAUCGGCCUCUGGCAGCUCAACCAGCAGCACAGGUGCGGGCGUGAUUGAGCCGACGAGCAGCUCCAACGGGACUGUCCCGAUCUCCAGCACGUCUACGACCGGCACCGGCAGCACCGGAACUCAGACUGUGCCCACUUACAUCCCGACUGCCGGCGCUUCGUUCCUGACGUCGCGCGGAUUGGGAUCCGGUGCGUCAGCCUCGGUUCUUGCCACUUUGGCCUCGAUCUUUUUCUCGCUCCUGCUCUAAGCGAAGAGUUUGAAACGAGUUGGAGAGGCAGGAGAGACGGCUCCCCGCAGGCAUCAUCACCCAAGCCUGUUUUCCAGCCACUUCUUCUCUCGCCAUGGCACAGACGACUUGUCCUUUCUGCUCUGAACCCA
Messenger RNA from Microdochium trichocladiopsis, 2448 nucleotides. RefSeq lists its product as uncharacterized. The record is from RefSeq and is a predicted model, not a curated record. The transcript has a single exon. NCBI's taxonomy places the organism in Eukaryota, Fungi, Ascomycota, Sordariomycetes, Xylariales, Microdochiaceae. The coding region runs from base 203 to 2317 and encodes 704 amino acids.